CCUUCAAGAGAAGUUGAGCAGAGAAGAAUUUAAGAAGAAACUCAAGUAAACUCCACCUUAGCUUUUUAAAUGUAUAAACAGACAAAUCAAAGAGAAAGGGGGAUGGCACACUCCAUUGAGAUGACCUCAAUAGAUGACCAAAUUCCACUUCUUCCUCGAACUAAAAAAGAUGAGAUAGAAGAAAGGUGGAAAGUGAAUGAUCAUUUAAUAGAUAUUGAUGAAAUGUUUGAGGAUUUAAACAAUUCUUCUAUUAAAUCACGUACCAUAUUCAAAGUAAACAUGGGGCUACGUCAAUCAAAUCCAGCUGCUUAUACACCAAAGAUGGUCUCUAUAGGUCCUUACCAUAAGAAAAAUCCUCAACUUGGUCCAAUGAAAGAGUACAAACGAUUAUACCUACGACGAUUUCUUCUACGAAAAGAGGGGGUUGAUAUGGAAAGUUGCAUCAGUGAAUUGGAGCAAUUGAAGGAGAAAGCACUAAAGUGUUACGACGAUAUAGAAGACAUCGACACUGAUAAAUUUUGCAAAAUGUUGUUGCUUGAUGGCUGUUUUGUGGUUGAGUUUAUUCGAGAGCGUUGUCAAAUGUAUCCAGAAGGAGAAGAAGAAAUUAUCAACUUUGCUGGUUACAUAUGUCAUCAAAUAUUCCGAGACUUGAUGUUAGUAGAAAACCAACUUCAUCACAUGACAAAGCAAGAUGAUGAAUUACCAUUGGCAAAACUGGCGAAUGUUUCGUUUAUCUUUUUUAUUGACUUGCCAAACAUGAUAAGAGUAUCCUUUAGAGAGACAGAAUGUAAUGCAGAAAAUAUCAAACAUUUACUUCAUCUAGUACACCUAUUUUCAUGUCAUGGCCGAAAUACCAUGAAAAAGUACUCGAAAUAUGACAUAACGCGACAAAAGGCGAUUCCCAAUGCAACAGAGCUUUCUGAAGCUGGAGUUAGCUUCGUUAAAGUUGGUUAUUCUCAUAAAGAAGACAAUCAUGGGGAUAACACAAGUUUCUUUGAUAUAAGAUUCGAGAAUGGAUUGAUGAAAAUCCCGUAUUUUGAAAUCUUUGAUUAUACGGAAACCUUCCUACGAAUUCUCGUUGCUUAUGAACAACAAUCAUCUGAUGUACUAUCUACAUAUUUCAGUGAUUAUGUAACUUUCCUGGAUCAUCUUAUCGACUCAGACAAAGAUGUGAAUUUGCUUCGCCAGAAAGGAAUCCUAGAGAACUGGAUGGGAGAGGACAAACAAGUGGCUAGCCUCUUCAACAGAAUAGGAAAUGGGGUUGGUGUUUAUUCCAACUUCUAUUACAAUGAAGAAUUUAAAAGAGCCAUUGAACAUUGUGAAAAGCCAUGGAACAGUAUGAAGGCAAAUUUGAAGCAUAAUUAUUUUAGUAGUCCUUGGGUAGGAGCUUCCACUGUGGCAGCCAUCAUAAUCCUCAUACUCACAACUAUACAAACUAUUCUAGCUUUCACAGGUCCCGUUAAGAAGUAGUAUUUGUUGUAACUAAGUAACACAACUGUUGAUUGAGUGAGUGUUUCCUCAUUAUGCAA
Solanum dulcamara is the source of this 1529-nucleotide messenger RNA. RefSeq names its product putative UPF0481 protein At3g02645. Lineage: Eukaryota; Viridiplantae; Streptophyta; Magnoliopsida; Solanales; Solanaceae. Bases 70 to 1470 code for a protein of 466 amino acids. The record is from RefSeq and is a predicted model, not a curated record. The transcript has 3 exons.